AUGGAGGGCGCGGCCUCGGCGGAGAAGAGGUCGGUGGAAGACUUUCGGGUGAGGGUCCACGGCGGGCCGCAUCCGCUCCGCGCGGGGUCCGAGGGGGGCGCGACGACGUUCGGGAGGGACGACGACGCGGGUUGGGCGCCCCGACCGCCCGACGAUGCGAACGCCUCCAGAAGGAUCGUGGCGCACUUCGACGUGGACGCGUUCUACAGCCAGGUUGAGGAGCUCCGCGACCCUCGACUCCGGGGACGACCCAUGGCGGUGACGCAAAAGUUCCUCAUCGUCACCGCCAACUACGCCGCCAGGAGCGCGGGGUUGAAGAAGUUGAUGAGCACGACAAAGGCGAAGGCGCUGUGCCCGGAGGUGGCGCUCGUCAGCGGCGAGGACCUGACGCCGUACCGCGCGUGCGCCAAGAAGGUCCGCGCCGCGCUCGAAAGGUUCGGCACCUGCGAGAAGCUCGGCCUGGACGAGUGCUGGGUGGACCUGACCGCCGAGGUCGAUCGGAGGAUCGCCGCGGGCGGACCUGCGUCGGACCCGCCCCUCGUCGGUCACCGACACUCCUCCGAGCACGUCGUGGAGUCUGACAACGCGCACAGGCCCAUGGACAUACGCGCGGUGGAUCCGGAACGAACGAACGCCAGUGACGGCGUCCAUCACCCCGUCCCCCCCAGGUGCGAGGAUGGAGCGGACCCGGAUGCGAACCCGGAUGUGUCGGACCCGGCGCGGGAGCGGCGGCUCAGGGUCGGCGCGGCGAUCGCCGCGGAGGCCAGGGACGCGGUGCGGAGCGCGACCGGCCUUCGAAUGUCCGCCGGCAUCGCGCACAACAAGAUGCUCGCCAAGCUGGUGUCGGGUCUGCACAAGCCGGACGAUCAGACGACGCUGCCCGCCGGUGUCGCCGCCAAGCUGGUGUCGCCGCUUCCCGUCAGGGCCCUGCCGGGCGUCGGGCACGGCGCGGAGAGGACGCUCGUGCACCGCGGCGUUCGCACCGCGGCGGACCUUCGACGCGUCACCAGGUCCGAAGUGUGCGAGUGGCUCGGUCCACGCGUCGGGCGCAAGGUUCACGACGCGGCGUGGGGCGUGGACAGGGAGGAGGUGGCGCCGAAACCCGCGCCAAACUUUGUGACGUGCGAGGACUCGUUUCGCUCGUGCACGACGUGGAGCUCGGUGGACGCGGUGCUCGCGGUCAUCGCGCCGGACCUGUUGGCGCGAAUGGACGAGGAGUACGAGGACGAGGUGGAGCGGACGGUGGGCGCCGGGGCGCUGAUCCCGGCGGGUCGCGCGGCGCGGACGCUGACGGUGAAGUGGAGGGACGUCGGGCCGGGCGGGAAAGGGACGGGGUGGUCGCGGUCGUCCGCCUCGACGACGAUGCCGACGCUCGCCAACGACCGCUCCAUCGACGCAAAGAGGCGAGCGGACGCGCUGCGGGAGGCGGCGACGCGCGUGCUCCGCUCCGAGCUGACGCGCGGCUUCGACCUCAGGGCGCUCAACGUCGGCGCCGGUAACUUUGAACCGAAGGCGGUAACUUUGAACAAGCGACCCGGAGUUGAAGCGGGUUGUGUUAGCGGUUCAAGCGGGAUUGACGUCGGUACCGGACGGGCGGCCCCUCACGGGAGCGCGUUCGCGGCUAUGAACGCCAGGAGGGACUACGAUCGAGGCGGGGGUCGGAUGAGUAAGACGGAGGAACGCGCGUUGAGCGAGAGGGAGCGAGGGUUGGGCGGCGGCGUUUUUGGCGGGGGGUUGAACGGCGGCGGCGGCGGCGAGUCAUCCGACGUCUUCGCCGAGCCGCUUCGCGAUCAGGACGAGGACGAGGAGGAUGGAGACUCGUUCUACGCGGACCUCGCGGACGUUCAGCGGUCGAGCGCGAUGCCGUCGAUCGGUAGGGUUCAGAGUUUGGUCCCUCGCAAGCGCGGGGCGGAGCAGGCCAGUCUGCUGUCGUUCUUCAAGGGGCCUUCGAAGAGGUAG
This is a messenger RNA of Micromonas commoda, 1959 nucleotides long. Its product is annotated as umuc-like DNA repair protein. Gene Ontology annotation, molecular function: damaged DNA binding. The transcript has a single exon. The record is from RefSeq and is a predicted model, not a curated record. The coding region runs from base 1 to 1959 and encodes 652 amino acids. NCBI's taxonomy places the organism in Eukaryota, Viridiplantae, Chlorophyta, Mamiellophyceae, Mamiellales, Mamiellaceae. Gene Ontology annotation, biological process: DNA repair.